AUGGAGCCAUAUCGCAUUGGUUCUACCGGACUCCUGGUCUCAAAAGGCAGACGAACACGCACAGGAUUCACAUUGCAUGAUGACCAAUUAAUAUUCGACCAUUUUGCGGAGAUACUGCAAAAUGACCCUCAUGCUCAGAUACGUGGUCGUAACCCUUUCAUCGAAUUUGAGAGGAAGUAUCCACACCACCCAGCGCAAUCGUGGCGUGGCAGAUAUCUAAAGCAGAUUCAUGGAAAACCUCGGCCUGGUGGUCAUUUGAACCAUGUCUCUGAAGACUCAUCUCAUGUUGAACUUCCUGCUGCGCAAACGAUCCCUGAUCCAAAAAUUCCGGUUGGUGCAGAAAGCCGAGCUCAUAAAGCAAGUCCACGGCGUGCUAUAGCAGAACCUUGUCCAACGACUCGUAUCACCAAGAAACCGAGAAUCAGUACUACUUCUGAGGGAUCCGCCAGUGCUAUUAAGCACAGGCAAAAAAGAAGCGAGUCACACCUCCGCAAUGAUAAUAAUGAACGUACUCCACUAUCAAAUGUGGACACGAAUACUGCGUCAGCUUUGAAUGAGCCCAUUAGUAUUUAUCAGUCUGCUUUUUGGAAGCAGCUUGAACACUUAGGUUACAGGCCGCAGAAAAACGAUAAGCCCAUAAGCGUUGAUCCUUCAACAUUUUUGCUCCCAUUUCAGCGUCUGGGAUACAAGCCUUGGAAACCCAAAGGAAAGGACGAAAGUGUGGAUGAGCUUAACAACUGGAUCGCCGCCAAGGUACGCUCAGGAUAUGAACUCCAGACCGUGGUAAAAGCGCUCCAUUGCACGAGCAUGAUUACAAAAAAAGCCGAAACUGCACUGGGGAAAUGGGGCCCUAAUGAUACUGUUCCAACGGGCGUUCGUGGUUGUUGGACGAAAAAAGACGAUGAUGACUUGACAGGAGUGGAUGCACGGGGCAUUGAACGUGUUUUUGCACUACAUGGGACUCCCAAUGUUGAUAUCAGAUGGCGCUUUCUCAGCAGUGUGACGUCGAAGGAACAAUCCAGCAAAUAG
Penicillium taxi is the source of this 1029-nucleotide messenger RNA. RefSeq names its product putative transcription factor Rap1. The transcript is spliced from 2 exons. Gene Ontology annotation, molecular function: telomeric repeat DNA binding. Gene Ontology annotation, biological process: regulation of DNA-templated transcription; telomere maintenance via telomere lengthening. Lineage: Eukaryota; Fungi; Ascomycota; Eurotiomycetes; Eurotiales; Aspergillaceae. Gene Ontology annotation, cellular component: shelterin complex. The record is from RefSeq and is a predicted model, not a curated record. Bases 1 to 1029 code for a protein of 342 amino acids.